This is a messenger RNA of Pneumocystis murina B123, 2368 nucleotides long. RefSeq names its product translation elongation factor G. The record is from RefSeq and is a predicted model, not a curated record. Gene Ontology annotation, biological process: mitochondrial translational elongation. Gene Ontology annotation, molecular function: GTPase activity; GTP binding; translation elongation factor activity. Gene Ontology annotation, cellular component: mitochondrion. The transcript is spliced from 15 exons. Lineage: Eukaryota; Fungi; Ascomycota; Pneumocystomycetes; Pneumocystales; Pneumocystaceae. The coding region runs from base 28 to 2325 and encodes 765 amino acids.
UAUGAGAUAAAAUUUUGACGUUUUUAAAUGUUUUGUCAACUCUUUAGAUCACCUCUGUUUUCUAUAUUAUUAAAAAGAUCAGAAAAUAAUCAUUUAUAUUUUGGAUUUCAAUUGAAAUAUUUAUCAUCUGUAGUAAAUACUUUUUCAAAUUCAACUCAAUAUGUAUUCAAAAAAAAAAAUGAAAAUAUCAUGGAAAAUAACAUGGAGCGUUUAAAAUGGCAAAGAAAUGUAGGGAUUAGUGCUCAUAUUGACUCUGGAAAAACAACUUUCACAGAACGUGUACUUUAUUAUACAGGAAAAAUCAAAAGUAUUCAUGAAGUUAGGGGAAAGGAUAAUAUUGGUGCAAAAAUGGAUUUUAUGGAUUUGGAAAGAGAAAAAGGCAUAACGAUUCAAUCAGCUGCAACGUAUUGUGACUGGGUUAAACAGGAUGAGGGAAAAGAACAAAAAUACUCUAUUAAUAUUAUCGAUACUCCAGGUCAUAUUGAUUUUACUAUUGAGGUUGAAAGGGCUUUAAGAGUAUUGGACGGUGCUGUACUUGUAUUAUGUUCAGUAUCAGGUGUACAGAGUCAGACUAUUACUGUUGACAAGCAGAUGAAAAGAUAUAACAUUCCCCGUAUUUCUUUUAUUAACAAAAUGGAUCGUGUUGGUUCUAAUCCAUGGAAAGUAAUUGAACAGAUUAGAAAUAAAUUAAAAAUUUCUUCAGCAACUAUACAUGUACCUAUUUUUGAUAAUUCUACAUUUGUAGGUGUUGUUGAUAUUAUAAAAAUGAAAGCAAUAUAUAAUGAAGGACAUAGGGGAAUUAAUGUAGUUGAAAAAGAUGAAAUUCCUAAUGGCCUUCUACAUUUGGUUAAUGAGAAAAGAACUGAAUUGAUUGAAACUUUGGCAGAUAUAGACAAUGAAAUUGCUGAAUUAUUUCUUAAUGAAAAAAUACCUACUGAAAGACAAUUAUACAAUGCAAUACGCAGAACAACGCUAGAGAAAAAGUUUACACCUGUACUUAUGGGUUCUGCUCUUCAAGAUAUAGCUAUUCAGCCUGUUUUAGAUGCAAUUUGCGAUUUUUUGCCUACACCUGCUGAAGUUGAAAAUACUGCUUUAGAUAUUUCGAAUAAUGAAGAAUGUGUUAAGUUAAUUCCAUCUGAUUCUGAAAAAUUUGUUGGAUUAGCUUUUAAGCUUGAAGAAAGUAAAUAUGGACAACUCACGUAUUUUAGAGUAUAUCAAGGAACUUUAAAAAAAGGAGAUUAUAUUACAAAUAUGAGGACAAGGAAGAAAAUUAGGAUUCCUCGGCUUGUUAAAAUACAUUCAAAUGAGAUGGAGGAUAUAGAAAUAAUAGGUUCUGGAGAAAUUUGUGCAAUUUUUGGUGUCGAUUGUGUAUCUGGAGAUACUUUUGCUGAUGAUUCUUUAAUGUAUUCAAUGACUUCAAUGUUUAUUCCUGAACCUGUUGUUUCACUAUCUUUAAAACAGAAAGGAAAGGAAUCAGCAAGUUUUUCUAGAGCUCUUGCUAGAUUUCAGAAAGAAGAUCCAACAUUUAAAGUUAAACUUGAUACAGAAAGUAAAGAAACUAUUAUUUCAGGAAUGGGAGAACUUCAUUUAGAUAUUUACGUUGAGAGAAUGAAACGGGAAUAUAAUGUUGAAUGCACUGUAGGAAAGCCUCAAGUUGCAUACAGGGAAACUAUUACAUCUAGAUCUACUUUUAAUUAUACUCAUAAAAAACAGACUGGAGGGGCAGGCCAAUUUGGUAAAGUUGAGGGAUAUAUAGAGCCUAUAUUAUCGGAUAAUUCUUCGAAUUUGGAUGUAGAAUUUUUAAGUCGUGUUACUUGUGGUAAUAUCCCAACGAAUUUUAUACUUGCAUGCGAAAAGGGAUUUAGAGAUGCUUUAAAAAAUGGGCUUUUAAUAGGAUAUCCUAUUAAAGGAUGUCGUAUGGUUCUUGAAGAUGGUGCUACACAUUCUGUUGAUUCUUCUGAAUUAUCUUUUUAUAUAGCAACUCUUAAUGCUUUUAAACAGGCAUAUAAUAAAGCAAAUCCUAUAAUUCUUGAACCUGUUAUGAAAUUAGCUGUUACUGCUGAAAAUGAAUUUUCAAAUGCAAUUAUUAGUGGGCUUAAUAAAAAGAAAGCAGUUAUAUUAAACACUGAUAUUAGAUCUGAUGAUUUUACAGUGGAAGCAGAAAUUCCGCUGAAUAAUAUGUUUGGAUAUAGUACGGAUUUACGAGCAAAUACUCAGGGUAAAGGGGAAUUUACUGCUGAAUAUUUAAAGCAUUCAGUAGUUCCUGACUACAUUCAAAAAGAGUUAAUUAUAAAAUAUCAAAAACAAGCUCAACGGCGUAGUUAAGAUAUAGAUAUCUGAGAGGAAAUAUUAUUCAUAGAAAAAAGUG